AUGCGCGAUUCGGUCUUGGAGCAGGUGCAGGCACAACUACCGCCGCACUUCCAGGAUGCACAGUUCUCUGUGGCAAACCACAGAAAAAAUUGUGUAUCUUUAUACCGCCUCCAUGCUCGGUGUACCCAGGUGACAGAGCAGACGGAACGCGGCACGCGGUUGGUCGGUGAAAAAGCGUUCAACGAGACCUUUUUUGGAUGCUUGCACCGCGUGCUGGGACUCAAGCGCGGAGUGAAAAAUGCUGAUCGCAUCUGCAAGUUUGCAGCAACGUAUGCUGCGUACAUUCUAGGGCAGUUUGCGGCUCAGGAUGAAGAUACCGAGACGCCGGCCAUGCGGUUCGUCACGAUUCUACUGAAGCAUCUCCUUAAGGGAUUUCGUGCAAAGAAUAAACAUGUCCGACUGAGGUGCUGCCAUUGUGUUUCUUUACUGAUCAAUGUGAUGGACUUUUUGGAUGACGAUCUCUUUGAGACACUCCUUACCAUGCUCAUGGAGCGACUGACAGACCGUGAGGCAGCCAUCCGCGUUCAGGCUGUCAUUGCUCUCGCGCGCUUACAAACAGACGAGGACGGCACGGAGGAUCACACUCUGCGUUUACUCCUGCAUAUUCUGCGCCAUGACUCGAGUGCGGAAGUACGUCGGGCUGCCCUCUUCAACAUCCCUCCCACACCGACCACAUUACCCUAUUUGUUAGAAAGAUUACAGGAUGUCGACGCAACGAAUCGGCGUUGUGUAUACCUCGGAUCUCUCAAAAUGCUUCUCGACACUCAGCCGCUGAUUGAACGUGAGGACGGAUUGACAGUGCGUGAAGCGCUGGGUUUGGGCGAAGUGUCUCUGUCAGAAGUGGUUCGGAUUGGUCUACACGAGCGUGAUCAGAGUGUGAGAAAAGCGGCACGAAAGCUUGUUUCCAUGUGGCUAGAGGCUACUGGAUUUGAUAUACUUACGCUUCUGAAUCUCUUACACGUAAGUCGGAGUGCGAACGGCGAGCCAGUGGUGCUUGCCUUACUGGAAGAUAUGCCUGCUUUGCGCUCGCAAGUUACAGAGAUGCUGUCUCAGCAGGAUGUAUUCUGGCAGGACAUGUCACCUGCGAAGGCGCUACUGGCUCGAUGCUUCGUGAUGUACUGCACGACCCAUGCUCUAGAGCGUGAGUUGGAUACGUGCAUCCCGGUCGUCACCGCACUUGUAUUCCGCAUACAAGCCGAAUAUGAUGCUUUGAACCAGGUUCUCGAGCAGCAAGCCGAAGAAGAAGCGCAAGACGAUGAUAUGCCGAUCCUCCAGGACAACCGAGCCAUGUCGCGUGUUUUCGUCGUGGGCGAGAUGCUGACGAUAGCUAUGUACUGCGAUUACGGUGACGAAAUGGGUCGCCAAAAAAUGUACAUGCUAGUGCGUGAGAUUCUCGGGAAUGCAUGGCUCCCUGCUGAGCUCGUCCCGCGGUGCCUUGAUGUGCUUCUUCGGCUUUCGAGUGGACACCGCGACUUUUUGCAAAUGGUUGUGGAGCUGGUGCAAUCCCUCGAUGAGGAUAUGGUAGACCCCGAUGCUUCUGUACGUCAAGCGCUCUCAUGGCGCCAGCGUGUGCAUGCCGACAACCCAGAGAUGACGCCCGAGCGAGCGGCAAAUAAGGCAGCCCUGGAGGCGCGUCGCUUGCUGAUUGUGCAGUCGAUGCUUGAGCGUAUUGCAUGCUCAUUGCAAGACGAUACAUCGCUCGAGGGACUCAUACAGGAGCUCAUUGUGCCAACCAUACAGAGCCGCGAUGUUGCUUUGCGUGAACAGGGGAUUGUGUGCUUGGGUCUUUGCUCAAUCCUUGACGGAAAAGCGGCACUUGUCACGUUUCCUCUGCUGCUAAGCCAGAUCCAACGAGCUCAAGGCUCAAUUCGUACGCGAUGCGUCGAGUGUCUUUUUGACUUGACUAUCGUACAUGGUAUUGACGCAUUAUGUUCUCAGAGUGCCGAAGUUGCUGCUGAGAAUGAAUUCGAUGGAGACAGGGAGCAAGGUUUGCAAUAUGCGCGACAGCAAAUGGUCAAUUUUCUUCUGAGUUUGCUGGAACAUGACGAUCCGAAUGUUCAGACGAUUGCCAGUGAGGGCAUGGCCAAACUGAUGCUUACAGGCACCUUAGUGGAAGACGACGUGCUCAAAAGUCUGAUCCUAACGUACAUGAGCCCUUAUACCGCUGAUCAUUCAGCAUUGCGGCAAUGUUUGAGCUACUUUCUUCCUUUGUUUUGCAGCUCACACGUUCGUCACCAGCACAUGGUCCAACGCGUAUUUUGCGACACCAUGGACGUGUUAGUGAGUGUGUACGAAGACGCAUCGGUUCGCAGCCAAAUGAUAACGCCGUCCCAGAUGGCGACUCAAUUCAUCGACUGGUGUCAUCCAUCGCGUCUGUUGUUGUCCGAACCAGAUGAAUGGAUCCACAUGGAUCUGGGUAUCAAAUUAUUGGAACAUGCAUUGACAUCCACCAGCAAAGAACUUCGUAAGGCCCUAGUGCACGUCCUUGGCAAGCUGGCAUGGCCAGCGAGGCCGCUGGACAGUGUGCGCGCCACCAAGCUUGAUACACUGGCCAAGGAACUCCGUGCUCGAGCAGAUGACGCAUCUAUGCGUCUCGCCCUGUCGCGCUUUGAAGCGGCGCUGGCGAAGCACACGGAAGGGCUACCCGACGCAGAAGCAUUAGCUUCACUUACGCCGUUACUCGCAUCUCUACCACCAGUCAAGUCUGCUCCAGCUUCACGGUCCGCACAGCGCCGCACCGCUCGCUCGCCUUCUACUCAAGCAGAGACGGAAGAUGAGGCCGAAGAGGAUAUCGAAGACGAGGAGGACGAGGAGGACGAUGAAGAUGAAUUAGCUCUGUAG
Messenger RNA from Malassezia restricta, 2841 nucleotides. RefSeq names its product condensin complex subunit 3. The record is from RefSeq and is a predicted model, not a curated record. Gene Ontology annotation, cellular component: condensed chromosome; condensin complex. Lineage: Eukaryota; Fungi; Basidiomycota; Malasseziomycetes; Malasseziales; Malasseziaceae. Gene Ontology annotation, biological process: mitotic chromosome condensation. Bases 1 to 2841 code for a protein of 946 amino acids. The transcript has a single exon.